AUGGAGGGGUUUGCCUCUCGGUGCGGUGAAAGGAAUAGCUGGACAGACAAGAUUGAAGGUAUAAUGGAUGUAACUGUCAAAGGUUCUCAGGGGCAUGCUGGUACGGUUCCAAUGUCUAUGCGUCAGGACCCUAUGUCAGCUGCAGCUAAACUCAUUGUGUUACUAGAAAGUCUUUGUAAACGUCCUGAAGAUUUUCUUUCUUUCAAUGGUCACUACAAGGAUACGACAGUGCAGUCACUUUCCACUUCACUUGUUUGCACUGUUGGAGAGAUAUCAUCGUGGCCAAGUGCAAGUAAUGUCAUUCCAGGCCAAGUGGUAUUCACGGUGGAUGUACGUGCAAUAGAUGAUAUGGGACGUGAAGCGGUGAUCUAUGAAUUAUCUAAAUAUUGGAGCUGGAGCAUGGAUGCUUUUGGUGGAAAAGCUACUUUGUUUAUCUAA
Eucalyptus grandis is the source of this 438-nucleotide messenger RNA. RefSeq names its product allantoate deiminase 2-like. The transcript has 4 exons. Gene Ontology annotation, molecular function: hydrolase activity, acting on carbon-nitrogen (but not peptide) bonds, in linear amidines. The record is from RefSeq and is a predicted model, not a curated record. The coding region runs from base 1 to 438 and encodes 145 amino acids. NCBI's taxonomy places the organism in Eukaryota, Viridiplantae, Streptophyta, Magnoliopsida, Myrtales, Myrtaceae.